CCACUAAUGCAAGUUUUCCCUAACAGUAGGACCUGCUAAGUAAUUCAAGUUUCGGAAUCGGGACGUUAGGAUAUUCUAGCGCUUCUAACCUCCAAGUUUCCAAUAACUCAUGCUAUCUUACACCCCAAAACUGAAGAGCCUCCAUCAUAUGAGAUAGUCAGAGCACAAAGGAUUAUUACCACUGCAUAUCGGCUCUAACAGGGCAGAAUUGUUAUUCGGCACGGACUGAAAUGCUUGAGCAAGCCCAAGGGCUGGGCCAGCACCAACAGAAUGGAAGUGACGAAACCGAGCCGCUUCUAUCACCUGGCCCAUCGACGGGCAAUGCUGUGAAACCUCCACUCGCUCCAACGCACCAAACGCGUUGUACAUGGCCCUGGAUUUAUGUUGUUCUCUUCGGUAUUGCCAUCGCCAUUGUGGCUGAGAUUGGAGAGUAUCUCUUUAUCGCUCCACGAGUCCGCCUAUUUGAGUCGGUAUCCUGUACACGCUAUUAUCUAGAGCACGACCCAUCCGUCAUCCAACCCGAUGGUUCCGUUCCUGAAUACCUAUGCAAAGUCAAUCGCGUGCAAGAUGAAGUUACUUCCAUCUUGGGCUGGCAGUUAUUCUUUGACAGUAUACCCGCAAUCAUCUUGCCACUGCCUUUUGGAUACCUUGCCGAUAGGUAUGGGCGCAGAUGGAUAUUGUUUACGGCUAUGAUUGGCUAUACCAUGACGUGGGUUUCUACCCUGUUUUUCAUUGGGGUAUUGCAGUUGCCUCUACAAUAUGUAUGGCUCUCGUCCAUUUUCCUUUUGAUUGGUGGUGGCUCGUCCAUAGCGACUACAAUGCUCACGACUAUCGUUGCUGAUGUUGUACCACCGGAUCUCAGAACUACCGUGUUUUUCUAUCGUUUCUGCGCUGAGCUCAUCGCUGAAUGUUUCGUACCCCCCUUUACCUAUCUUCUUAUGGAGAGGGAUGUAUGGAUUCCAUUGCUGGUUGCUCUAGGGUUCCAGGUUUUGGCUACGGCAAUGGCAUCCCUCAUGCCAGAAACUCUACCAGUCGCCAGUCCCGAGAUGGAAACCGACUCUCUAGAUAGUUCGAGUACAUCCGUUAGAUUAUCGUCGCUCAAUGAAUCUACGACGAACAGGACAUGGAUCCAGCAAGUCAAAGACUCAUUUGCAUUUGCCACUCGCGAUAAGACUGUUGCAGCGUUGAUUUUCACUUUCUUAAUCUCAAAAUUCGGCCGCCAAUCCAGCACCGUCCUUUUUCAGUACGUCUCGAAACGAUACAAAUGGAGAUUGUCACAAGCCGGGCUACUCUUGUCUGUGCGCGCAGGCGUAAACAUCCUUUUAUUCACCGUGAUUUUACCCCUUGUCAUCAACUUCGUUCUUUCAAACACCCAUACAGCCACUCGGGAUCUAUGGAUCGGACAAGUAAGCAUCGUGUUAAUGACGAUUGGAGUCUUUAUCAUCGCGGUAGCCGCUACUGCUACCUUUUUUAUAAUUGGACUUGUUGUGUAUACAUUUGGAACAGGUUUCCCGCCCAUUAUUCGCAGUCUUGUGACACUCUUAGUUGAAUCGCAUCAUGAGAGUCAGAAUAGCGAUAUCGCACGCCUGUACGCAAUUAUAUCUGUCUUAGAAGGUAUAGGCAGUCUUCUGGCAGGACCAGGGACGGCGUGGGCAUUUCGCUGGGGCCUAAGCUUGGGAGAGUCAUGGUUCGGGCUACCGUAUCUAUUUGCUACCAUACUCUUCGCGGUAGCUUUGGUUACUGUGUUCUCCAUUAGAGUCAAGUAGCUUCACAACACGACAUUACACCCCGUGUCAGUCUUUCCACUAGCCAUUCUUAUUCUGCAUGAGAAGUUGUGAUCCGAGAACCUAGCGUUAUUGUCACAAAGCUACAAGGCAACAAAGAGACCCCUCCUGUAUAUAGCUUCAGCUUUGUCCGCAAGAAGGUAGGAGGGACCCUUGCGCAACAAUAGAAGUCAUUAGCCAGCAUACUAGGUCCUGGCAGUUAUAAUAACGCGCUCGAUGUAAGGUUGACUACGACAGAGUGGAAGUUAUGUUCCAGGGAAUUGAGAUUAUAAUUAAGUGUCAGGAGAGCAUGCCUAGCGAAAUAGUAUGUACUUCACUUCACUGUAUGGAAAGCUACAGUAAAACUCAGUGGCUUCAUACCGCCAUGCUAAUAGCUUUGCUCUGUAUUUGAAUAUGAUAGCCACCACGAUUAAAGUUAUUGCCUUCUAUGAGAACUGCAACCAUGGGGUACUGUAUUGAUACAUGUUGUUGGACGAGGGUCCCACAGAAGCUUUCAGGCCCAGGUUAGGACUUUAUACAGAGAGUCUCUUUGUAUGUAGUCUCAAGAUCGUGGCACCUCUGAUCUGGCACUCGGUGAUUGUCAGGAGCAUAGUACGCGAUCUACAGUAAGACUCCCAAAGUCAAAAGGGUCUGAAUCUUGAAGGAAUUUAGUCUCCUUUUGACGAUAUACAUGGCAUCUCUUCAUUCCUCUGUCUCUAGAUCGAGUUGAUAGC
This is a messenger RNA of Xylaria bambusicola, 2497 nucleotides long. Its product is annotated as major facilitator superfamily domain-containing protein. Gene Ontology annotation, biological process: transmembrane transport. Lineage: Eukaryota; Fungi; Ascomycota; Sordariomycetes; Xylariales; Xylariaceae. Gene Ontology annotation, molecular function: transmembrane transporter activity. The transcript has 5 exons. The record is from RefSeq and is a predicted model, not a curated record. Gene Ontology annotation, cellular component: membrane. The coding region runs from base 231 to 1766 and encodes 511 amino acids.